Lotus japonicus is the source of this 1934-nucleotide messenger RNA. RefSeq names its product leucine aminopeptidase 1-like. The transcript has 10 exons. Gene Ontology annotation, cellular component: cytoplasm. Gene Ontology annotation, biological process: proteolysis. Gene Ontology annotation, molecular function: metalloaminopeptidase activity; manganese ion binding. NCBI's taxonomy places the organism in Eukaryota, Viridiplantae, Streptophyta, Magnoliopsida, Fabales, Fabaceae. Bases 16 to 1734 code for a protein of 572 amino acids. The record is from RefSeq and is a predicted model, not a curated record.
UUUUUGGAUGAACCGAUGAGAAGGUUCACUAUAAAUACGAUACACCCUCCCACACCGAAAUGGCGACCAUCACUGUUUCUUCUUCCUCAAUCUCUUCGUCUCCUCUGUUUCUCACAACACUCAUCACUUCGCCGCAUUUCCAUUUCCUCUCCGACGGAGCUCAUGACUCGCGCUUUCACCGGGGUCACCCUCGGCCUCACCCAACCCGCUAACGUCGAAACCCACAAGAUCUCUUUUACUCCCAAGGAUGUUGAUGUCACGGAAUGGAAAGGGGACAUACUGGCAGUGGGUGUUGCGGAGAAAGACUUGGUUAGAGAUGGAAAGUUGAGGUUUGAGAAUGUGAUUCUGAACAAGAUUGACUCUAAGCUGGGUGGAUUGUUGGCUGAAGCUUCUGCUGAAGAGGAUUUCUCUGGCAAAACUGGCCAAUCGACGGUGCUUAGAGUUACAGGACUUGGAGCAAAGAGGGUUAGCUUGAUUGGUCUUGGAUCCUCUACAGCACCUUUUAAGGGUCUUGGUGAGGCUGUUGUCGCGGCUGCUAAGUCUUCUCAAGCUAGCAGUGUUGCUGUUGUUCUUGCCUCGUCUGAUGGGCUUUCUGCAGAAUCAAAGCUUAGCAGUGCUUAUGCAAUUGCGUCUGGACUUAUGCUGGGAUUCUUUGAAGAUAAUAGAUACAAGUCAGAAUCAAAGAAACUAGCACUUAGAUCCGUUGACAUUAUUGGUCUAGGAACUGGACCUGAAUUGGAGAAGAAGCUUAAGUACGCAGGAUAUGUUUCUUCUGGAAUAAUUUUUGGAAGGGAGCUUGUGAAUUCUCCUGCUAAUGUUCUCACACCAGGGGGGUUGGCUGAAGAGGCAUCUAAGGUUGCUUCUUCCUAUAGUGAUGUUUUCACUGCUACAAUUUUAAAUGCUGAGCAAUGCAAGGAGUUGAAAAUGGGGUCCUAUCUUGGUGUUGCUGCAGCCUCAGCAAAUCCUCCUCAUUUUAUACAUCUGCGUUACAAACCUCCAACUGGACCUGUAAAUGUCAAGUUGGCUUUAGUUGGGAAAGGUUUGACUUUCGAUAGUGGAGGCUACAACAUCAAGACUGGACCUGGCUGUUCAAUUGAACUCAUGAAAUUUGAUAUGGGUGGUUCAGCCGCUGUUUUAGGCGCAGCUAAAGCUCUUGGUCAAAUCAAACCUCUUGGGGUGGAGGUUCAUUUUAUAGUUGCAGCUUGUGAGAAUAUGAUAAGUGGAACAGGUAUGAGGCCUGGAGACGUUGUCACAGCUUCAAAUGGAAAGACUAUAGAGGUUAACAACACUGAUGCUGAGGGUAGACUUACCCUGGCUGAUGCUCUGGUGUAUGCAUGUAACCAAGGUGUGGAAAAGAUUGUUGACUUGGCUACCUUAACUGGGGCUUGUGUAGUUGCUCUUGGCCCCUCAAUUGCAGGUGUGUUUACACCCAGUGAUGACCUGGCUAAAGAAGUUCUUGAAGCUUCUGAAGCAAGUGGGGAGAAACUAUGGAGGCUGCCAUUAGAGGAAAGUUACUGGGAAACCAUGAAAUCUGGAGUAGCUGAUAUGGUGAACACUGGUGGUAGACAAGGUGGUGCUAUUAUUGCUGCUCUUUUCUUAAAGCAGUUUGUUGAUGAAAAGGUUCAAUGGAUGCAUAUUGACAUGGCUGGUCCUGUGUGGAAUGACAAGAAGCGAUCAGGAACAGGAUUUGGCAUUGCUACUUUAGUGGAAUGGGUUUUGAAAAAUGCUUCUUAAUAUUGUUACAUCGUGUGAAUGAAGCACAAAGAUGAGAGAAUGAGAUAAAUUCAUCUUUGUGGUUUUUCUGGUUCAAAGUGGUUGACUGGUUGUUGGUUAUAUCAAUAAAUUAUUUGCAGGGAGGAUGAAAAAGGUGGAAUGCUAAGGCAUAAUCAAGUGUAUUCAAACUUUUUUUAAUACAAAAGACUUUUUGUCUUGUC